AUGAUUUCAAAAUCAAUCGAAGCAGGACUUUGGCAAAAGAUUGCUCCUAAAAAAUUUAUAUGGGAUUCUGAGAGGAAUGUUCUUUAUUUUGCAAUUGAAAAGGGAAAUCUCAGACUCGUUCAAUCACUCAUCGAAUGUGGUUGUGACAAAGAAGAAAAGGAUAAAUUGGGGUCUACUCCACUCAUUGAAGCAUCAAUAAAUGGUCAUCUUGGCCUUGUUAAAUAUCUUAUCUCAGUUGGUGCUAAUAAAGAAGCAAAGGAUAAAUAUGGAGAAACUCCACUCAUUUAUGCAUCAGAAAAUGGUUAUCUUGAAGUUGUUAAAUAUUUUAUCUCUAAUGGAGCUAAUUUAGAAGCAAGGAAUAAUUAUGGAUAUACUCCCCUCAUUUGGGCAUCACAAAAUGGUCAUCUUGAUGUUGUUAAAUAUCUUAUCUCAGUUGGAGCUAAUAAAGAAGCAAAGAAUAAUAAUGGAAAAACUGCGCUGAUGGUUGCAGAAGGUAAAGUAAGAGAUUACUUAAAAACUAUUUGUGCCAAAUAA
Molecule: messenger RNA, 534 nt
Organism: Trichomonas vaginalis G3
Lineage: Eukaryota; Parabasalia; Trichomonadida; Trichomonadidae
Product: ankyrin repeat protein family
Exons: 1
Coding region: 1-534 (177 amino acids)
Molecular function (GO): protein binding
Source: RefSeq, a predicted model, not a curated record